Messenger RNA from Salvelinus fontinalis (brook trout), 4466 nucleotides. RefSeq names its product transducin-like enhancer protein 4. NCBI's taxonomy places the organism in Eukaryota, Metazoa, Chordata, Actinopteri, Salmoniformes, Salmonidae. Gene Ontology annotation, molecular function: transcription corepressor activity; protein binding. Gene Ontology annotation, biological process: regulation of DNA-templated transcription; negative regulation of canonical Wnt signaling pathway. The record is from RefSeq and is a predicted model, not a curated record. The transcript has 20 exons. Gene Ontology annotation, cellular component: nucleus; transcription regulator complex. The coding region runs from base 2298 to 4424 and encodes 708 amino acids.
GCAUUGAGGAAUGUGUUAUAGUGAGUGCUGAUAUAAAAUGGACAGUCGUCGGUCUGGAAUGUAGUCUGUGGUGGUCCAGUGUCUAGUGGUCAGAGAAUUUGUUAGGCCGUCUCUUCUCUACCGCAGUCUAUCCCCCUCCCUCCCCCCACCCCUGUGUGUGUGUCAGACCAGUGUAGUAUGAAUGAAGGUCAGUGGGGCUCCGUCGGCAGCCGCCCCUCCCCCACCGGGGUUGUGUACUGAGUUGAGGCCGUCGGUCCAGGAAACCGCCACAUAGCCACAGCACUAGGCACAAACUGAGCUGCACAAACCGCAGCUUAAUUACUGGAAAGCCCAAAGAGUGUCUGACCUCCACCAUUAGCCUAAUUUAAAUUUAAUUGAAUUUUCUUGUCUAGACUAAUUAAGCUCCUACUGAAACCUGCAAUCUUUUAGCCACCUAGCUAGACUGGACAGACAGGAUUCACACCCUAUUCUGUGGAAAGAAAGGGGGAUGAAAAAGGGGGAGAGAAGUUAGAGGGUAAAGAGGUGGAGCGAAGAAGGGCAAAGGGGAGAGGUCUGGUAUUGGCUAUAGAGUUGUGCAGACUUAAGUCCGGUCAGGGCGUGUGAGGUGAAGUUUUACAAGCAUUUCGCUACACCUGCAAUAACAUCUGCUAAAUGUGACAAAUAAAAUGUAUUUUGAUGCCACUGAUCUGGAGCAUGUGGUUGAAUAACACUGACAUGCAUUAUCUUUUUAGCCUCAGUUGUGUGCAUUCAUUUUUGCGUGUGUGCGUCUCAGGCUUUUUGUGCGUAGCCCUCAUUUAGCACAAGGGCUUGUUGCGUGUCAGCUCAGCGCGUGUGUGUGUACGCACCUGUUUGUAUGUUUCAGUAGUAUGUCCCUCCCUCACGACACUUCCAUCCCCUCAGCUAUAAAGUCCCCAAGAAAGGGAAUGUAACUGAACUGAAUGAAAUACCGACCCAUAGCACUCACCCCCGUCAUCGUGUGGUGCUUUGAGAUGCUCGUCAAUGACCACAUCACCUCCUCCCUCCCUAACACACUCGACCCUCUUCAAUUCACCUACCGCCCCGACAGAUCCACGGACGACGCAAUCGCCAUUUCACUGCACACUACCCUCACCCACCUGGAGAAAAUGAAUGCAUAUGUGAGGACACUGUUCAUCGACUACAGCAUAGUGCCCUCUAAGCUCACCACAAAGCUCACGGCCCUGGGACUGAACUCCCUAUGCAACUGGGUCCUGGACUUCCUGACGUGCCAUCCCCAGAUGGUGAAUGUAGGCAACAUUAACUCCUCCACACUGAUCCUCAACACGGGGGCCCCACAAGGUUGCGUCCUAUGUCCCCUCCUGUACUUCCUGUAUACCCACAACUGCGUGGCCUCACACAGGUCGAACUCCAUCAUCAAUUUUGCUGACGACUCAACAGUAGUAGGCCUGAUUAUCAACAAUGACCAGACGGCCUAGUGGGAGGAGCUAGGCACUCUGACGGCUUGGUGCCAGGUAUACAACCUCUCGCUCAACGUCAGCAAAACAAAGGAGCUGAUUGUGGACGUCAGGAAGAACCAGGCUGGGCACAUCCCGAUCCUCAUCAAUGGCAGCCCUGCCAUGGAGACAGUCAAAAGUUUCAAGUUCAGGAGGCUGAAGAAAUUCGACCUGUCUCCGAGGGCCCUCAGUGUUCUACAGGCGCACCAUCAAGAGCAUACUGUUAAGCUGCAACACAAUUCCACCGCCGCUAACCGUAAGGUGCUACAGAAGGUGAAACGCUCAGCCGAAUGCACCAUUGGGGGCACAUCUUCAACACCAGGUGUCGCAGGAAGGCCAAGAAGAUCAUCAGGGACCCCAUUCACCCGAGCCACGAACUGUUCAUCCCACUUCCAUGACUCAGAUGCAGGCAGUACAGGAGCAUCAUGGCAAAAACGGAAAGACUGGCCAAUAACUUCUACCCCCAGACCAUCAGGCUGCUGAAUAGCCACCACUAGUCAGCUACCUAGUCCCUCCCACCCUCUACCCGGUUAUAUCGCCCUGCCUCUAAAACAACAUCCUGCUGUGUUUGUGUUCCCCCAACUACACAGCGAGGGGAACAGCACAUAAAGUGCUUCAGACAGGCUUCAGGGGGGAGCAGGGUCCUCCUGGGGGGCGUUUGUUGAGAUUCUUUGCUUUUAGCAGGUCCCUAUUCAGCCUGGCCAGUCUUUCAAGUUCACAGUCCUGGAGACCCUGGACCGCAUCAAGGAGGAGUUCCAGUUCCUCCAGGCUCAAUACCACAGCCUGAAACUGGAGUGUGAGAAGCUGGCCAGUGAGAAGACAGAGAUGCAGAGACACUACAUCAUGUACUAUGAGAUGUCCUAUGGGCUGAACAUAGAGAUGCACAAGCAGGCAGAGAUUGUGAAGCGUCUCAGUGCCAUCUGUGCUCAGAUCAUCCCCUUCCUAUCUCAGGAGCAUCAACAGCAGGUGGUCCAGGCAGUGGAGAGGGCCAAACAGGUCACUAUGGCCGAACUCAACGCCAUCAUUGGGCAGCAGCAGCUCCAGCACCUGUCUCACCACACCCCAGGUAUUCCCCUGACUCCCCACCCAUCAGGCCUCUCUCUGGGGGGAGGUUCAGGUCUGCUUGCCCUUACUGGAGCCAUGGGGGUCUCAGCCCACCUGGCCUCCAAGGAUGAACGCAACCACCUGGACCCUGAGCACCUAAGAGAGGCUGCGCCCAGCAGGAGUAAGUCUGUGUCGUCGACAGACAGCCAGCAAGUGGAGGAGCGCCAGGGCCCGUCGGGGGGGUACUCCUCCUCCCAGGGAGGGGGCGACGCUAAGAGGAGGCGCUGUGAUGAUAAGGAGCCCCUCCCACCUCACUACGACAGUGAUGGGGACAAGAGUGAGGAUAACCUGGUGGUUGAUGUCUCUAAUGAAGAACCCACGUCUCCCGCGGGCAGCCCCCCUCACUCCCCCCACGGGAACGGUCUGGACCGGGCGCCCACCCUGAGGAAGGAGUUACCAGGGUCCCCCAGGAGCCCGGGCGAGGUCCCAUCCUCCCCCCUACCAUGCAGCCCCACACCAGGCAAGGCCAAGGACCCAGCACAGGUGGAGAAGUCUGGGUCUUCGUUGUCUAAGUCGGGCACCCCGUCCCCGUCUCACCAUGAGGCUCUUACCCCCGGCCCCGCCGGCCCCAGUACGUCCUGCCUCCGCCUGGUCAGCAGGGUUGCCUCCUCCGCUGACCCCCUGGCUCUCCGCAGUCCUCUGUCUGUGCCCCCCAGUUUGUACCCUGCUCAAUUUGGGGGGGUGUCCCACGCAGGCAUCAAUGGGGAGCUAGCCAGUCCCGGGGGCUUCUCGCCCCAGAUCAGCGCUGCCGCCAGCGUCUACACCCGCAGCCCCUUGGCUCUCCAGGUGGCAUAUGAGUCUCGGUCCCACAUCAGGGCCCCAGGGCUGUCCUCCUCACUGCCUGGUGGAUCCUCUGGGGGAAAACCUGCCUACUCUUUCCAUGUAAGUGCGGAUGGACAGAUGCAGCCGGUGCCUUUCCCUCCGGACGCCCUGAUGGGCCCGGGCAUCCCUCGGCAUGCCCGGCAGAUCCACACUCUGAACCAUGGAGAGGUGGUGUGUGCCGUCACCAUCAGCACCUCCACACGCCACGUCUACACCGGCGGCAAGGGGUGUGUCAAGGUGUGGGACAUCAGCCAGCCUGGCAGCAAGAGUGCCAUGGCCCAGCUCGACUGUCUGAACAGGGAUAACUACAUCCGCUCAUGUAAGAUUCUCCCUGAUGGGCGGACACUCAUCGUUGGAGGUGAGGCUAGCACACUGUCAAUCUGGGACUUGGCCACACCCACUCCCCGCAUCAAGGCGGAGUUGACGUCUUCUGCCCCGGCCUGCUACGCUCUGGCCAUUUCCCCCGACAACAAGGUCUGCUUCUCCUGCUGCAGCGACGGAAACAUCGUAGUCUGGGACCUGCACAACCAGACCCUGGUUAGGCAGUUCCAGGGCCACACUGACGGGGCCAGCUGUAUUGACAUCUCCAACGAUGGGACCAAACUGUGGACGGGAGGGCUGGACAACACAGUACGCUGCUGGGACCUGAGAGAGGGACGACAGCUGCAGCAGCACGACUUCACCUCACAGAUCUUUUCUCUGGGCUACUGUCCUACAGGAGAGUGGCUGGCAGUGGGCAUGGAGAGCAGUAAUGUAGAAGUGCUGCAUGUCUCCAAACCAGACAAGUACCAGCUGCAUCUCCACGAGAGCUGUGUGCUCUCCCUUAAGUUUGCCUCCUGUGGCAAGUGGUUUGUGAGCACAGGGAAGGACAAUCUGCUGAAUGCAUGGAGGACGCCAUAUGGAGCCAGUAUUUUCCAGUCCAAGGAGUCCUCGUCUGUGCUGAGUUGUGACGUGUCACCGGAUGAUAAGUACAUAGUGACUGGUUCUGGAGACAAGAAGGCUACCGUGUAUGAGGUGGUCUACUGAGAACAGGAAAUAAGUGUGUGUGUGGGGGUGGGGGGGGGGGGG